Cetraspora pellucida is the source of this 146-nucleotide messenger RNA. The record is from the annotation of a GenBank genome assembly. Lineage: Eukaryota; Fungi; Glomeromycota; Glomeromycetes; Diversisporales; Gigasporaceae.
AUGUCCGUAUGUGAAAAGAAACCAUCGGAUUUAGGUUCAGCAGAGACGGUUAAAAUGAUUGGUUAUCCUGAGUCAACAAUUUCCGUAAAUAGGGGUUGGCUAAAGUCAGGUACAUCACGAGAUUUCCCGAUAAGCAAUGCCAUCGG